Molecule: messenger RNA, 1302 nt
Organism: Microsporum canis CBS 113480
Lineage: Eukaryota; Fungi; Ascomycota; Eurotiomycetes; Onygenales; Arthrodermataceae
Product: ankyrin and HET domain-containing protein
Exons: 1
Coding region: 1-1302 (433 amino acids)
Source: RefSeq, a predicted model, not a curated record
AUGCAGCACCAGUACCAGCGGCUGCCGACCGCGACGUCCAUCCGGCUGCUGCGCAUCGACGGCCGCGACAAGUUCAGCCCGCUGGAAUGCACGCUGCGGACGGUCGACCUCGACGCCGCGCCGCCGUUCCAUGCGCUGUCGUAUACGUGGGGGAACCCGCACGCCAGCGCCCGCGACGGCCACCGCUUCACGCAGCACUACAACGCCCUGGACGCAGAGUACCGGUUCCCCAGCGCAGGCGUGCCGGUCAAGUGCGACGGACAGCGGCUGCUGGUCAGUCGCAACCUGUACGAUGCGCUGCGAGACGUGCCGGCGGAUGCGUGGCGGACGGUCCUCGACCGCCGCAGCGAGACCAGGCUGCACACCCACGUCGACGGCGAGAUCCUGGUGGAAGCAGAAGGAGAAGCAGAAGCAGAUGAAGCGGCGGCAGCAGCAGCAGCAUCAUCAGCAUCAGCAGGAGAAAGGCCGGAGGAGUGGCUGUGGGUGGACCAGGUGUGCAUCAACCAGGCGGACGCGGACGAGCGGUCGGCGCAGGUCGACCUGAUGCACCGGAUAUACCAGCAGGCAGCCUUCACGCUGGUCUGGCUGGGCCGCGAGGACGGCUACACGAAGCGGGCGGCGCAGCUGAUACCCAGGCUCGCGCGGGCGGGCAGCCGGCUCGUCGACAGCAGCAUCGUCCCGUACGCGCCCAACGGCCGCGAGCUGCACGCCAGCGAGGGCAUCCCGUACGUCUCCGAGGGCGAGUGGGACGCCCUGGCGGCCCUGUUCCAGCGCCAGUACUUCCGCCGGCUCUGGGUCGUGCAGGAGGUCGUCCUCUCCGGCGUCGUCGUCGCCUACUGCGGCGGCGUCGAGAUCCCCUGGCGGCCCUUCUGCGUCGCCGCCGAGCUGCUGCACUCCCGCCAGCGCCGGAUGGGCGCCGCGGCGUCGGCCAGGUACGUCGCCCUGGGCGAGGGCGGCCGCGGCAUCGAGCAGCCCGUCGUCCAGCUGCUGCAGUGGCAGGACCGGUUCAGGUCUGGUUCCGAGGACAGGCAGAGGGCCGUCUCGCUGGAGAACCUCGUCUUCGACACCUGGCACUUCCUCGCCACCGACCCGCGGGACAAAAUAUACGGGGUCUACGGCCUGCUCAACCGGGCCCAGGCGGAGGCGGAGGCGGAGGCGGGAGAGCGGAGGCGGCCCCGGUGGAGGGCGGACUACGCCAAGCCGGUGGAGCGGGUGUACGCAGAGGAGACGAAGAGAAUCAUCUUCGAUGCCGGCGAGCUUCGCAUCCUCUCCGCCGUGCUGGACCAUUCCUGGCGCAAAUAG